CAAUUGGUCCAAAAAGCGUAAAAUCAGCAAUCAAGGGGGGCCUGGCUCGUUAGCGCAGGGGAUCCGAGCAGGGCAGGACAUGUGAGAUAGUCACAGUUUUCCAGAGAUCACGACAAGAUCUAACCAGUCGCGCGUGGUCCCCGGCGCCGGAGCGGGCCAGCCCAGCCCAGCGCAGAGCCCCCGCCACCCCCGCGCCCAGAGCCCCGCGCCCCUCGCCGUGCCUCGGACGGAGAGCCGGGAGGAGCCGCCGCUGCGCUUGCCACCCGGGUCGCCCUUCCUCCGCGCGCGCCGCCGCCCGGGCCGGGGGUCCGAGCCGCGCGCCCCCGGCCCCGGCCCCUGGGCGCCUGGGCCGGAUGUCCCGAUGAGAGAGCCGGCGCUGGCGGCCAGCGCCAUGGCUUACCACCCGUUCCACGCGCCACGGCCGGCCGACUUCCCCAUGUCCGCCUUCCUGGCGGCGGCGCAGCCCUCCUUCUUCCCGGCGCUCGCACUGCCGCCCGGCGCGCUGGCCAAGCCGCUGCCCGACCCGGGCCUGGCGGGGGCGGCGGCCGCGGCGGCCGCGGCGGCGGCGGCGGCCGAGGCGGGGCUGCACGUCUCGGCACUCGGCCCGCACCCGCCCGCCGCGCAUCUGCGCUCGCUUAAGAGCCUGGAGCCCGAGGACGAGGUGGAGGACGACCCCAAGGUGACGCUGGAGGCCAAGGAGCUGUGGGACCAGUUCCACAAGCUGGGCACCGAGAUGGUCAUCACCAAGUCUGGGAGGCGGAUGUUUCCUCCCUUCAAGGUGCGAGUCAGCGGCCUGGACAAAAAGGCGAAAUAUAUCCUGCUGAUGGACAUUGUGGCCGCUGAUGAUUGCCGGUAUAAAUUCCAUAACUCGCGCUGGAUGGUGGCUGGCAAGGCUGACCCAGAGAUGCCCAAACGCAUGUACAUCCACCCGGACAGCCCGGCCACGGGAGAGCAGUGGAUGGCCAAGCCUGUGGCUUUCCACAAGCUGAAACUGACCAACAACAUCUCCGACAAGCAUGGCUUCACCAUUCUGAACUCCAUGCACAAGUACCAACCGCGCUUCCACAUUGUGAGAGCCAACGACAUCCUGAAGCUGCCCUACAGCACCUUCCGCACCUACGUGUUCCCUGAGACCGACUUCAUCGCGGUCACUGCCUACCAGAACGAUAAGAUCACUCAACUGAAGAUCGACAACAACCCGUUUGCCAAGGGCUUCCGGGACACCGGGAAUGGCCGGCGGGAGAAAAGGAAGCAGCUGACGCUGCCGUCUCUGCGGCUGUACGAGGAGCACUGUAAACCGGAACGCGACGGCGCCGAGUCCGACGCCUCUUCUUGCGACCCUGCCCCCGCGCGGGAACCGCCACCCUCCCCGGGGUCAGUGCCUAGUCCCCUGCGCCUGCAUCGGACCAGAGCCGAGGAGAAGUCGUGCGCCGCGGACAGCGACCCAGAGCCGGAAAGGCUGAGCGAGGAGCGCGCAGGGCCGGCUCUCGGCCGCAGCCCGGCCCUGGACAGCGCCAGCCCCCCUCGCUUGACCGAACCUGAGCGCUCCCGGGAGCGGCGCAGCCCCGAGAGGGGCAAGGAGCCGGCGGAGAGCGGCGGGGACGGUCCGUUUGGCCUGCGGAGCCUAGAGAAGGAGCGCACGGAAGCAAGGCGAAAGGACGAGGGGCGCAAGGAGGCAGGCGAGGGCAAGGAGCCCGGCCUGGCGCCGCUGGUGGUGCAGACGGACAGUGCGUCCCCUCUGGGCGCCGGACACCUGCCGGGCCUGGCUUUCUCCGGCCAUCUGCACGGGCAGCAGUUCUUCGGGCCGCUGGGGGCCGGCCAGCCGCUCUUCUUGCACCCGGGGCAGUUCGCCAUGGGCCCCGGAGCCUUCUCUGCCAUGGGCAUGGGUCACCUGCUGGCAUCGGUGGCGGGCAGCAGCAGCAGUGGGGGGGCUGGCGGCCCAGGGACCGCCACCGGGCUGGACGCAGGCGGGCUGGGUCCCGCGGCCAGCGCCGCAAGCACCGCUGCGCCCUUCCCGUUCCACCUCUCCCAGCACAUGCUGGCAUCUCAGGGAAUCCCAAUGCCCACUUUCGGAGGCCUCUUCCCCUACCCCUACACCUACAUGGCGGCCGCUGCGGCAGCGGCCUCUGCUUUGCCAGCCACCAGUGCUGCGGCUGCAGCUGCUGCCGCUGCGGGCUCCCUAUCCCGGAGCCACUUUCUGGGCAAUGCCCGGCCCCGCCUGCGGUUCAGCCCCUACCAGAUCCCGGUCACUAUCCCGCCUAGCGCUAGUCUUCUCACCACGGGGCUGGCGGCGGAGGGCUCCAAGGCUGCGGGCAGCAACAGCCGGGAGCCCAGCCCGCUACCGGAGCUGGCUCUCCGCAAGGUUGGGGCCCCAUCCCGCGGUGCCCUGUCACCCAGCGGCUCAGCCAAAGAGGCGGCCAGUGAACUGCAGAGCAUCCAGAGACUGGUGAGUGGGCUGGAGAGCCAGCGAGCCCUCUCCCCCGGCAGGGAGUCGCCCAAGUGAGGGGACUGCCCAGCUGCUCCGCUGCCACGCAGACCUCCCCGGCUGCCUGCCCCUGCUGCUUGGGACGUGUACAGCACAGAAUGGGUAUUUAUUUAAAUAAAGGAGCAAAAGCGGGCUGCUGCAGCCGGAAUAGAGCCCUGGCCAGCCAGCCGGAGCCUGGGACAAUUCCCUAGGCCCCAAGAAGAACCCGGCUGCCGGGAACACAGUCGCUUAGGAGCCACUGGUCACUGUCCAGAUCUGCUCCGAUGUCAAAGUGGCAUUGGCCAGGUGUCCCUCCAGGUCCUCCAGCGCUGUGGGGAGGCCUCAUUGCCCCGCCCAGUGGUCUCAUCGGGAGACAGAAGGUGCAGGAGUCAGGGAUGGGAACUUCGGAGGGAACCCCAGAGCCCCUAGCCUUGGGCCUGGACCGCUUGAGAAUCUGCAGUAAGGGAUGCGGGCACAGUGAAGACUGAAAUCAGUGUAGACUUGAGCUGGGAGGGACCUGUUCUUUUAGUCCUCCCACUUCUUCCCCCGAAAGACAGGCGCUCCUCCCACCCCUCGGUCAGGGGAGGGAGUGGCACUUCUGCCUUGAGUCCCCAGGGGGAGAAAAAAAAAAAGAUAUUUAUAAAAUAAAUGGUAAUUUGUGUAAAUAAGCUUUAAGGUUCCCAGAAUAUACAAAUUGGUAUUAAUUUAUUCAAAGGUGUACAUUGCUGUGUACAUAAUAUUUAGAGAUUAAUUCAUAGCAUUUAAAAUUUCUUUUCAUUUUACAUAAGCAUCUAUAUUGUACAGGGCUGGGGGGUCCUCGGCUGCGGGAGAAGCCCCAUCCCUGGAGGGGCUCCCACCCCGCCAGCCCCUCGGCCCCUCCGCCCGGGCUUUGCUCGCCCGGCCCGCGGGCUCCACCUCAGGUUUUCACUUUUCGCUACCGAGCGAGACGAAAAGACAAAAACUCGAGAAAACAAUAAAACGCUGCAAUGCGAAGUGAACGGCGCUGUGCGCUCUGUGGGCCGCGUGGGGUAGGGGCGCAGCAAGCGCGUUAGGAGGGACUGG
Panthera uncia (snow leopard) is the source of this 3526-nucleotide messenger RNA. RefSeq names its product T-box transcription factor 2 (gene TBX2). The transcript is spliced from 8 exons. Lineage: Eukaryota; Metazoa; Chordata; Mammalia; Carnivora; Felidae. The record is from RefSeq and is a predicted model, not a curated record. Gene Ontology annotation, molecular function: RNA polymerase II cis-regulatory region sequence-specific DNA binding; DNA-binding transcription factor activity, RNA polymerase II-specific. Gene Ontology annotation, cellular component: nucleus. Gene Ontology annotation, biological process: regulation of transcription by RNA polymerase II; positive regulation of DNA-templated transcription; cell fate specification. The coding region runs from base 362 to 2503 and encodes 713 amino acids.